AUGUCGGGCAACAGGUCCUUCCUCAACCGCGCCUACCCUAUCAUGAAGAAGCACAACCCGCACACUCCCAUCCUGAUGCGCGAGGCCUCGGGCAUUGAGCCGCGAGUCUUUGCCAGAUACGGUACGAAAACACCCGACACAUUGCGCGAGAUAUCAAUCUCCAAGAUUAACAAAACUAAUGGAUUGGCUGGAUUGAUUACAGAACUUGGCAAGGAGACCCAAGAGGCUCUCUCGGGCAUGUCUGCCUCGCAGAUUGAGGAGCGCAUCACGAACCUGGUGAAGCAGACUUCAUAA
Penicillium canariense is the source of this 294-nucleotide messenger RNA. Its product is annotated as L51/S25/CI-B8 domain-containing protein. The transcript has 3 exons. Bases 1 to 294 code for a protein of 97 amino acids. Lineage: Eukaryota; Fungi; Ascomycota; Eurotiomycetes; Eurotiales; Aspergillaceae. The record is from RefSeq and is a predicted model, not a curated record.